AGUGCGUCAUGCCUGCCGGUCCCGCUGCCGGCCCCGCCGCCGGCCCUUCUCCAGCCCAGGGCAGCCCGGCCAUGAGAGAGAUGGAGCCCAAGGAUCAGCAGCUUGUGGUGGCACUUCGGAUCCGCCCGCUCAGUGACUCAGAACUGGAGGAAGGGGCCGCCGUCAUCGCCCAUAAAAUGGGGGACCAGAUGGUGGUGCUCAUGGACCCUGGAGAGGACCCUGAGGACACGAUGCGUGCACACCGGUCGCGGGAGAAGACCUUCAUCUUUGACACUGUUUUCGACCAGCAUGCAUCCCAGGAAGACGUGUAUCGUGCCACCACCCAGCACCUAGUGGAAGGUGUUGUUUCUGGAUACAAUGCGACGGUGUUUGCCUACGGCCCCUCAGGUGCAGGGAAGACCUACACCAUGCUGGGCAUGGAUGCGGAGCCCGGCAUCUACCUGCAGACCCUCACCGACCUCUUCCGGGCCAUCGAGGAGACCCGCAGCCACACAGACUGCAGCGUGUCCAUGUCCUACCUGGAGAUUUAUAACGAGGUGAUCCGGGACCUCCUGAACCCAUCCUCAGGGUUCCUGGACCUGAGGGAGGAUUCUCGGGGCAGCAUCCAGAUCGCAGGCAUCACGGAGGUCUCCACCUCGAACGCCCAGGAGAUCACGCAGCUCCUCACCAGAGGCAACCGGCAGCGCACGCAGGAGCCCACGGCCGCCAACAAGACGUCCUCCCGCUCCCAUGCCGUGCUGCAGGUCACCGUGCGCCAGCGCAGCCGCGGUGCGGACGUGCUGGAGGAAGUGCGCGUCGGGAGGCUCUUCAUGGUGGACCUGGCGGGCUCGGAGAGGGCGUCACAGACCCAGAACCGCGGCAAGAGGAUGAAGGAGGGCGCCCACAUCAACCGCUCCCUGCUGGCUCUGGGCAACUGCAUCAACGCGCUCAGCGAGAAAGGCGGCAGCCGGGCGCAGUACGUGAACUUCCGGGACAGCAAGCUCACGCGCCUGCUGAAGGACGCCCUGGGAGGGAACAGCUGCACGGUGAUGAUCGCGCACAUCAGCCCGGCCAGCACGUCCUUCGAGGAGUCUCGGACCACCCUGCUGUACGCCGACAGGGCCAAGAACAUCAAGACGCGGGUGAAGCGCAAUCUGCUGAACGUGUCCUACCGCAUCGCGCAGUACACGGACGUCAUCUCCUACCUGCGCAGGGAGAUCGAGCGCCUCAAGUCCAAAAUUGAGACGCAGGAGGAGAAGAGAGGAGAACCCGGCGUCCGGGAUGCACAAGUCAUGAUCCCCCCACCUGAUGGAGAGGAGGAUAGCCGCCUGCAGAUGAACAAGAUCCGGACACAGCUCAUCGGGGCCUUCAAGGAGCAGUUGGAGAUGCGGCACAGCCUGGUGGAGCUGGAGAACGCCAACAUAGAGCUGCACGUUGACACGUCCCGCCACCUGCUGACCAUUGCCGACUGGGAGCGGGAGAAGACCCACCAGCAUGUGCACAGGGACAGGACGCCAGAGAGGGAUGCAGAGCUGGCAGAGGCUGAGGCGGACGGGGACGAGGGCGAGUCUGCAGAGCCGCAUGAGGUGGCUCUGGCCAGAGAGGAGGUCAACAUGCUUUUGGCCGAGCAGCAGAAAACCUCGGCCCUCAAGUCCCGCUUCAGGAAGAGGGCAGAGCUGGCGUGGCUGGAGGGCCACGGCUCAAGGGCACGGCUGGAGGGCCACAGCGCGGCAUUCACCAUGGAGGCAUCUGAUGAGGCCGCGCUGCUGACAGCAGGCGACACCGCUGGGCUGGAGCAGCGGCUGGCCAACGCCAAAAGGAAGGCGUCGCAGCUGGAGAAGCUGCUGCCCGCGCACGUCAUGAGCGAGGACCAGCGGGAGGUGCUGCGGCUGCUGUGCCGGGUGCACGAGCUGGAGGUGGAGAACACGGAGCUACAGGCCGACAACCUGCGCCAGAGGCACCUGCUGUGUCAGAAGGACUUCGUGAUCCAGCGCUUCCACCAGCACCGGCGGCUCUGCGAGCAGCUGGUCCAGGACCUGUGCCGGCUGAUUCAGGGUGGCGGCGUCGCGGUGCCAGAGGCCCUGGACCGGCGCCUGGGCCUGUACUGGCGGGAGCUGGGCGCGGGCUCGCUGAACCGCCUGCUACUGCUGCACUCGGUCAUGUCCAGCUCCCUGCGGGAUGGCUCUGUUCUGAACAUAUGCCCCCCACCUCCGGACGAGGCCAGCCGAGACCAGCCGGACGACAGGGAGGACCUCCCAUGGGGCGCCCAGUUUGAGCUGCCACCGAUGCUGCUGGAGACGGACAGCAGCGGCUACAGGUCGUCACAAGCCACACCGUCGAAAACGCUGGGCAAGCAAGAUUCCCUUCUCCCGCCACCGUCCCUCCGCAUCCUGCUAACCCCUCCAGCUCACGAGCCAUCGAGCUCCCUGAGCGUGAAGAAUUUGGUCUCCAAGCUAUGCUCCCCGACUGGCCUGGACCUGGGCACCCCGCGGAUGGCAGCAGAGGCCGGCGGUCCAGCCCUGAGCGCUCAGGCCCUCAAGGAGAUGGCCGUGAGCACCAAGGGCAUCGCCCGCAUCGCGGCCACCCGACGCUCCAAGGCACAGGAACGCGAGGGUGGCAGAGGCCACUCCUCCCUCCACCUUCCGGAGGAGGUGGCCCUGGACUCCAGGGACCCGAAGGCCAGUGUCACCCCAGACCCGAGCCCAGCGGACCGGAGGCGGCCCCUCGCCAGCCCGGGCAGGGACCGCUCUGCAGAGAGGAAGCACAGGAGGAAGCGGUCACCCUCCCUCACCUGGAACGCGCAGCCGGUGAUGGAGCCCGUGGCUGAGAGCCAGCUGCCCCCGGCACUCCCGCAGCUGACAAAGUCGUCCGGAAAGAGCUUCUUCCCCGCCGUCCCCAUGGCCUCCAAGAGGAAACCCAGCCUGGGUGUCCACGCAGACGAGAAGAUGCCCCCGGUGCCUGAGGUCAGCUUCACCUUCCCCAGCGCCACGUGGCACAGCAGCCCGGGCCCGGGCAAGGCCCCGCUCCUGCCCCGGGACAUCCGAGGGUCUACAGAUAGCGGAGGCCGGCACCACAGCCCACUGCCCCCCAGUGCCCCCCACAAGCCCCGGGGCAGCGCCAAGCGGCCACAAAGGCCACAAUGAGGAUGUCAGCCGGCAGGCCAGGCACGCAGGGGCAGGCCAGAGAGGCUGGCCCCAGCCACAGGGCUCUCUCUGCCUGGGUUCGCAAGACGGAUCGGGGGCAGCCAGCCAGCUUUCUGCAGCUCUCUGUGCCAGCGGCUGCCUCGCCAACCCCCUUCAGAGGGAGGCCCUUGAUGGAAUGUCAGAGCCCCUCUCCAGGACGUCUCAGGAGCAGCCUCAGACCUCAUUUGGGUCAUUCGCAGUCGUGGGUGCUCGUCUAGGAUCCCUCCAUCCCACCAUUUCUGCUCCAGGGGAACGCUGCUGCUCUUCCCCUGAUUGGGCGAGGCCCACCCACGCUAUGGAGGGUCCUCAGGUGGACCCGAAGUCUCCUUGCUGGUAGAAAUGUUAAUCUCGUCUGAAGAACACCUUCGCAGCACCAUUUACAAUGGUGUUUGACCAGACCCCUGGAUGUCGUGGCCUGGCCACGUUGAUGCUCAAAUUAACCCUCAUGCCCCAUGAGGCCCAGCAGAUGGCAGCGUCCCAUCCCCGCGUGUGCACAGGCUCCGGAUCAAGCCUGCGUCGGGGACGAGAGCACCCUCCAUUCCCGUGACCCCCCCCACUGUGUUCUCACGGCCCUCCGCACACGCCGUGCAGCAGACACUGCGGCCAGCGGUUGGGAGACAGCCAUGUGCGCUGCGAGCCCAGGAACCAAGGUUCUACCGUCUCAUCGGGAUAGAAAAGUCCGGGAAAGCCCGAGCACCGUCCGUGGGCGCCCGGGCGUCGCCUCCUCCCGCUCUGCUCUCAGCACUUGCUGUGGCUGUCAAUCCACUGCCCACGUGACAGGCUUUCAGGGGCACCGUGUGGAGGCCAUGGGACCAGAGCCACCUCCCUUGUGGCAGGAGCCACGCCACGUGUAGCCUGCGGUGGAAUCGAUGGGUGGGGAGUCAGCCUGUAGCACGUCCGGGGGAGGUGGUGCUGUGGCCUCGAGGCCUGAGUGGAAAGCGGGUUGUCUCGGACCCGUGGGUGCCUGGCACUGGGUCGACUACCCCAUACGUGUUGUGCAAACUGCACGGCUGGGCGCCACAGCCCGACUCCCUUCUCAUCGUAAGACCCCCUGUCAGGGAGGACCCGCUGGGGACUUGUCCUUUCGGGGCCUUCUGGAGGAGCACGUGGAGGUGGGAGGUCAGUCCCCCAUUUACCUUUGGGGGUUCUGCUGCCUUGUGUGCAGGCCUGCCAGGGGCCCUCUGAUGCCCACCUCCUACCCUGGGGCAGUGCUGAGCCUGGGCGCCCUCUGAUGCCCACCUCCCCUUCCCGGGGGACAGUGCAGAGCCUGGGCGCCCUCUGAUGCCCACCUCCCCUUCCCCGGGGCAGUGCUGAGCCUUGGGGCAGGGAUGACUUCUGCUUUCCCAUCCUGGCCUCAGAUCCUGGGUAGGGCAAGAGUUACUGGUUGCCCCCUAUAUCUGCUCACUUUCUUCCAGGAUAAUAGAACCCCCAAUUUUUAGCUAGUCACGUGGCUCCCCAAAUAAGGACUGUACCUCUCAGCCUCUUUGGCAGCUGCAUAUGUCCGCAUGACUGAGUUCUGACAGAUAGGAUACAAGCCAGAAGCAGCUGCUUCCAGGCACUUUCACCACAAAGGAUCAUUCACGUGUUCUUCAUGCCUCUUUCCUCCUUCACUUCCUCAAUCCUACUACCUGGAAUGUGAAUGUGAUGGCUGGAACUCUAGCAACCACUUUGAGGCCUUGAGGACAAAGGCCACACCCUCAGGAGGAUGGGGCAGGCAGCUGAAAGGAGCAGAGUUGCCUCUCACCAUUAUUACAUCCUACCCCCAGAUGCGAACUUGAGAGAGGAGUGAGUGCACCUCAUCUUAACUGAUGGGGAGGGGAAGCCCAGGCAGCUGCCAGAUGUGGCUGGAGAAGUCCCUGGUACUUUUGUGGAGUGACGUCAACAGAUUAGAAAUGACAGCAUGGCGGGACAAGACGUGGGGUCAGGCAUAGCCCCCAAGUUGUUUGUAGGCUGGCGUGAGCGUACAGGAGGAACUCCUGGUCUUUCUACACCCCGUCUCGAGCUGGGUGGAAAAGAGAGCCAUGGACUGGGAGGCUGUGGACCAGCCCAUGCACCUGAGAAAGGGCUGAGAAGGCACUUACAUGGGGGAGGGUGGUCCCCAGCCUCAUGGGGGUGUAUUAGUCAGGGUUCUCCAGCAAAACAGAACUACGAGGGUGUGUGUGAGCGGAGACACUUAGUUCAGGGAAUUGGCUUGUGCGAUUGUGAAGGCUUGGCAAGUCCAUGGUCUGCGGGGUGGGCCAGCAGGGGAGGCCCCGGGCAACACUGUCUGCUCAGGGAAGGUCAGCCUUUUGUUCUAUUUUGGAUGACCGAAUGUGGCCCACCCACAUGAUGGUGGGCCGUCUGCUUUACUCAACACCUGCUGAUUUACAUGUUAAUCUCACCCCAAUACACCCCCACAGAAACAUCCAGAAUAAUGUUUGACCACCUGUGUGGGUGCCGUGGCCCAGCCAAGUGGACUCGUGAAAUUCGCCAUCACGGGGUGGGGGGACACAGGACCAGGAAGAGCCAGGGUGGAGAGGUUCACACCCACUCCAUGCCAGCCUGUGACAGCUGGGGCGGCCCCUGAGCUCAGGGUCAACCCGGGUGAGGGAAGCUGGGGGAGGAUCUUGAAUUUGGCCCAGUUUGAACCCAAAAUGACUGAGGAAAGUUGCAUAAGCGUCUGUGUCCACAGGGGUUGUCUUUGGGCCCAUCGGUUUCAGGUGACUGCAGAUUUGCACCUGUGACAUCAAGGUCACACUGUGAUCUCACCACUUUAAAAAGACAGGAAAUUAUAUAAAGGGAGCGAUAAAAAUGUCCUCCCCUACCCGUGCCUCCUCGGAGCUAAGUCCUCUUCCAUGACUGGGUGCAUGCUCUUCCCAGUUUUCCCACGAACCGUCCAAAUUAAGAAGUGUCUCACCUUAGGUCCCCACAGUGGCAGAGGCUGUCACAAGACUAGGGCGCAGGUGGCUUCUUUGGGAGGGGAUGCUAAGGGGCGGAGAGGCCAGGGCACAUGAGACCGGGAGGAAGGGAAAGUCACCAGGCCCGGCACCACGGUGGAGCUGCCGUAGGCAGCAGGAGGCGCAGUCUGCCAGGACUCCGGGCUUCCAAGCAAGCCUCUGGAAUAGACCCCCAAGCGCAAGGGGAGGGGACCCCGGGGGACACUGGCCCUGCAUUAGGCUGUGCUCGCAAGUGGCCCGAGCAUUCUCGCCCCAUCCCCAGCACUAGAGGAGCCCCAGGGCAGAGAAUGGAAACUGGUGCAAAACUCAGAGCAAAGUGCAUUUCAACACUGUCCACAGGCUGCAGCUGAAGGCCAAGGCAAGGCCUGGGGGCCAAAGGCACCCAGGACAAAGAAACACACACACACACAUGCACACACCCAGGCACCCGUCUCCCGCCCCCCUCCCCGCUGUUGCUCACACUGUCCCCUCUGCUUGGAAGCCCUCCCCACCCUCCCCACCAGCUUCUGGUCCUCACCCAGGAGGCCUCUCUCCUUACCUGCUGGCCCAGGGACUCAGGGUCUCCUCUGUCACUGCCCUUACACACCAUGUGACGACUGUCUUUCCCCUGCUGCACCUUCAGCAUCUCGGACCAGGCCCUGCCUUACAUCCUUGCGUCCUCCCUGGUCCGAAGCAGGUGCCCGGGGCAUGGCUGUGGAAUGAAGGGGUGAGUGAGUGAGCAGUGCGGGGUGCUCAGAGAUGGAGGUGCAGGGCGGGGGCCAUGGCCUGGGACAUGUCGUGCUGGGAGGCCGGUCCCUCCACAGCCAGCGUGGCGUGCUGGGAGACGUGCAGAGGGGCACACGUGCAGCUGCCAUCCAGGGGCUUCACUGUGUCCGUGCUGGGACCCAGCUAAGGCAAGGGAACGCAGGCACCAAAAUGAACAUCUGUCAAGGAAGGGGGAGGGUAAAACUUUAUCGCUGCAAGUCUCUGGGGGCUGUCGUUGGCCUGGGGACGUGGAGCACUGCCUUGGGUACUCGUGACUAAGUGGCUGAGCUGGAUUUGAACCCAGGGUGUGUGGCUUCUUCCCUUGUCACCCCUGGAAGCCAGGCCAGAUAUGCUGGGCAAUAGGGAGCCACAGCAUGUUCCUGAGCGAGGGAGAAACCUGAGCACGUCUCACUGUUGCAUGGAAACUGGAGCCUCGCAGCUGCUGGGUGACGGUGGGCUGAAAGCUGAUGGACGAGGAAUGGGAAUGUUGGGAGUCCUUUAACGUUUGCAAACCGGGCGAGAUCCUGUGGGUGCCAUAUACACAGCGUACACACACCUGGGAGUCUACACUCACCUGUGUGUGCUGUGUGGAACAGCCGUGGAAGGAAAUCCUAGAAAUGGGGCACAGGGAGCGGCUUGAGGGCACGUGGGCAGCAGACCCCUUUCUGUUUUCUACCCAUUUGGAUCCGUUUUCUACCCAUUUGGAUUUUUUCUACCCAUUGGAUUUUCUACCCAUUUGGAUUUUUACCGUGUUCCUGUAUGACUUACUGUGAAAAAGAAAAAAAAGAAAUUAUUUUUAAAACAGCCAUGGUUCCAUUAUAUGCUGGUGUGGGCAGCUCUCUGAAAUACACCAACUGAAAAAAAAUAGA
This is a messenger RNA of Ailuropoda melanoleuca (giant panda), 7710 nucleotides long. RefSeq names its product kinesin-like protein KIF19. Gene Ontology annotation, biological process: microtubule-based movement. The record is from RefSeq and is a predicted model, not a curated record. NCBI's taxonomy places the organism in Eukaryota, Metazoa, Chordata, Mammalia, Carnivora, Ursidae. The transcript is spliced from 21 exons. Gene Ontology annotation, molecular function: ATP binding; microtubule binding; microtubule motor activity. Bases 9 to 3122 code for a protein of 1037 amino acids.